AUGCUACCGAAACCGUUUCUCUUCCCGGCUCUCCUAAUCCAUAGCAGCUAUUCCCUCCUCAAAGCCGCAGCUAUCAGCUUCCCCUCCCAACCCGGCGUCUCCGCCCUUUCAUCACCAGAAUCAAGCAACGAGACUUCAAAAAUUCCUAAUCAAUUACCCUACACCGGCACCAACCCCUACUGCAGCGCCUCAAUAAUCUGGACCGGCCUCAACACCCUCGACUCCCACUUCCAGCGAGACUGUCGCGCCGCAACGGACAAGUUCGAAGACUUCGUCGCUUCUUGCCCGAACCCGAACACUCGAUAUGAAUUUCUAGAUCCUCGCACGCAGCCGAUGCAACGCUUGCCAAAGAUGGAGACGCCGCGGAGAUAUGUUACUCGUGGGUUAUGA
Letharia columbiana is the source of this 390-nucleotide messenger RNA. RefSeq lists its product as uncharacterized. The record is from RefSeq and is a predicted model, not a curated record. The transcript has a single exon. Bases 1 to 390 code for a protein of 129 amino acids. NCBI's taxonomy places the organism in Eukaryota, Fungi, Ascomycota, Lecanoromycetes, Lecanorales, Parmeliaceae.